This is a messenger RNA of Sorghum bicolor (sorghum), 1583 nucleotides long. RefSeq lists its product as uncharacterized. The transcript has a single exon. Bases 78 to 1265 code for a protein of 395 amino acids. NCBI's taxonomy places the organism in Eukaryota, Viridiplantae, Streptophyta, Magnoliopsida, Poales, Poaceae. Gene Ontology annotation, biological process: regulation of gene expression. The record is from RefSeq and is a predicted model, not a curated record.
CCUCUCCAACAACGUGGGCCGCGCGCGGCCGGGUUCGUAUAGGGAUAGCAUAGCAAGCAAACUCGGCAAGAAGCAGCAUGGUCCCGAUGAGUGGAAGUGGAUCCACCUCCGGCACCGGAGGCGGAGGGGCGGCGAAGACGCAUCGGAUGGUGACGAGCUGCAACGGCUGCCGCGCCCUGCGCAAGGGCUGCAGCGACGGCUGCACCAUCCGCCCCUGCCUGCAGUGGAUCAAGAGCCCCGAGGCGCAGGGCAACGCCACCCACUUCCUCGCCAAGUUCUACGGCAGGGCGGGGCUGCUCAACCUGAUCGCCGCCGCGCCAGCCGGCGCCGACUGCCAGGCGGUCUUCCGCUCCCUGCUCUACGAGGCGUGCGGCCGCAUCGUCAACCCGGUGUACGGCGCCGUCGGCCUGCUCUGGUCGGGCCAGUGGCCCAAGUGCGAAGACGCCGUCGAGGCCGCGUUCAAGGGGGAACUCGGCGUGCCGGUCCACGUCGUGCACGUCGACGCCCCGCCGCCGCCGCUCGGCGCCAGGCUAGGCCCGUCGUCGGCUUCCUACGACAUCCGCCACUUCGCCAAGGACUCCGACGCCGCCGUCGCCGCCGACCUCCUCCGCUUCGCUCGCGCCGCCGGCCGCACGGGGUUCAAGCGCGGUAAGGGUUCGCCUUCCUACGGUUCCAAGGCGAAGCUCCUCAAGGGCAAUGGCGAGGCCACCAAGAACGUGCGCGCGUCGCCCAGCGGUAGCCCUCCUUUGGGGCAACAACAAGAGGUGGCCAAGGAACUGGAACCGAUGCCGAUGGUCAUGGAGAUGGAGCUUGAGCACGACGGCCGCCGCGAUGAGGAGUUCGUGGGCAAGGGCAAGGCCAAGGCCAAGGCCACCAAGAACGUGCGCGCGUCGCCCAGGCCCAGCCCUCCUUUGGGGCAAGGGCAACAACAAGAGGCGGAGGCGGAGGCGGAAGAACUGGAACCGGUGCCGAUGGUCAUGGAUCUUCUUGAGCACGACGGCGGCCGCGAUGAGGAGCUUCCCGGCAGCAACGACCACCACCUGAAGGGAAAGGGAUCGAAGGAGAACACCGACGUGGAGGCGGCGGCCUUCCACGUGAUCCAAGGCGAGGCCGAGCCGCCACUCGGCAACCAGGUGCUGGUAGCGGAUCAGGAAGAAGAGGUGGUCGUGCCGGGGCUGGAGCUCGCGCUCGGUUUCGAGCCGGUGCCGGUCGUCAGGCAGCAGCCGUCCGGCGACCAGACCGGGUCCAGCGGCCUCGGGCUGUAGCUGCCGCCGGCCUGAGCUCGCCUGAUCUCACUCAACUAUAGUUAUAAUAAAUAAAUACAUAAAUAAAUAAAAGAGAAUAAACAGUUUGGGACCCCAUCGCUCCCAGCGGUGUCAUGAGAGACAAACAGCAGUCAACAGCAACAUAGUUGAGUGAUUUACAAAUUUAGUAUUUCCUAGGUUUCGCAUCGUUUUUUUCCCCAUGUUUUCUUCCUUGUAAUAAAAGACCGGUGGACAGGACACUACAGUUGCGUCCUGUGUACCCAGGUGAUGAUGUACUGGCGGCUUGUUGGCCAGGAUAUAUGAAUAUGAUAAACAUUU